CGAGCAAACCCGCUCUGCAAAGUGCAGUAGCGCAUGUACUGUGACUCUACGACUACAAUUAGUAGCAAUAGAUUUUCUUUUUGACGCUUAGCUAGAUACUUCUUCUCCCAUUAUUGAAGCAGUCCUCUUGUUAUUAUACACUCACAAACCCUAGCUAGACUGCUUGCUGUUGCAUCUCAAGGAACCCUCCACUUCAGUCAGCCAUCUCUUCUUUAUAUUAAUCUUGUUCUAUCCUUGUUGCUUGACAAUGAACCUAGAAGAGAAAGCAAGCACAGAGGUUCCAUCAUCUGAGCAUCUCUGCUAUGUCCGUUGCAACUUCUGCAACACUGUUCUUGCGGUCGGGAUUCCAUGCAAGAGGCUGCUGGACACUGUGACUGUCAAAUGUGGUCAUUGCAAUAAUCUCUCCUUUCUCAGCACCAGACCUCCCAACCAAGGGCAAUGUCUUGAUCAGUACCACCGACUGAGUCUACAGGGAGUUUCUAGUAAUGAAAAGUUCUUAUUCAAUGAGAAGCAAGGGUUUUGCACUGAUAUCAGAAAGGGCGAAUCCUCAUCCUCCUCGACCUCUAGCGAACAACCGGUGCCCACAGUACCCUUCGUAGUAAAGCCGCCUGAGAAGAAACACCGACUUCCAUCUGCUUACAAUAGGUUUAUGAAGGAGGAGAUAAAGCGCAUCAAAGCAGCCGAUCCUGAGAUACCACACAGAGAAGCUUUUAGCACAGCAGCUAAAAAUUGGGCUAGGGCUAGGUACCUUCCAAAGUCGGGUGCUGGUUCUGGGAGCCCUAAUAUUUAAUGCAGGAAUGCAGCGAUAGAUGUGCGAAAGAAAUUUGAGGCGUCCAAGAGGGCAUCUAGAGAGAGCAGCUUGUUUAAUUUGGUUUAGCUUCACGUCUCCUGCCUUGUACUAAUCUUGUCAUUUUAUUUUGUGUUGUUUGUUGGUAUAUUUUCAUGGAUGAACUUCUGCCUUAGGCUUUGAUCUAGCUAGAUGGUGUGAUAUUUAGUAGAAUUAGCAAUCUCAUUAAUUAAUUAGUCUCUGCGCCUAAUCUGAUCUUGUCUGUAACGGUCGUUUGAUUUUCAAAAAGGCUGAUAGUUUUAAAUCA
This is a messenger RNA of Populus trichocarpa (black cottonwood), 1094 nucleotides long. Its product is annotated as protein CRABS CLAW. Gene Ontology annotation, biological process: style development; multicellular organism development; floral meristem determinacy. The record is from RefSeq and is a predicted model, not a curated record. Gene Ontology annotation, cellular component: nucleus. Bases 248 to 790 code for a protein of 180 amino acids. Lineage: Eukaryota; Viridiplantae; Streptophyta; Magnoliopsida; Malpighiales; Salicaceae. The transcript has 7 exons.